Molecule: messenger RNA, 360 nt
Organism: Fusarium keratoplasticum
Lineage: Eukaryota; Fungi; Ascomycota; Sordariomycetes; Hypocreales; Nectriaceae
Exons: 3
Coding region: 1-360 (119 amino acids)
Biological process (GO): translation
Cellular component (GO): mitochondrion; small ribosomal subunit; ribosome
Molecular function (GO): structural constituent of ribosome; RNA binding
Source: RefSeq, a predicted model, not a curated record
AUGGUUUUCAUUCUAGGCGUCAACUUCGGCGAGCAGAAGCUGGUCAAGAAAGCCCUCGAGUCGUUUUACGCUCUUGGGCCCACGACCUCUGCUCGCAUCAUGGCCAAGUACUCCAUCCACAAGCUCGCCAAGGUCGGCUCCCUCGCCCCGAGAACCGUCACUUCCCUCACGGCCGAGUUAUCACAAAUGACCAUCGAAACCGACGCCCGACGACUGGUGCAGGAGAACAUUCGACGACUAAAGGAUAUGGGCUCGUACCGUGGUAGGCGUCACGCAAUGGGUCUGCCUGUGCGCGGUCAGAGGACGAGGACACAGACGACAACGGCCAACAGGCUCAACAGAGUCGAGCGGAGGGGUUAA